Molecule: messenger RNA, 2856 nt
Organism: Filobasidium floriforme
Lineage: Eukaryota; Fungi; Basidiomycota; Tremellomycetes; Filobasidiales; Filobasidiaceae
Exons: 6
Coding region: 1-2856 (951 amino acids)
Source: RefSeq, a predicted model, not a curated record
AUGCAACCCGUCAAUCCACAAUCCCCAUCGAAGACUCCUACGAUACAGCCGGCGGUGACUCCGUCGAAUCGAUCUGCGCGAGCUGCGGGGAAAGCACCAGUCAGCUCUGCGACGGGACCAUGUCAUCAAGGCGUACCAACAACAGCCUCCAGUGCGGCCGUUCAAAACAAGCCAGGGAUCGCUACAAACGUCAAAGCCAAACCGGGCCCCUCAACACCUGCUCCUGUCCGCGUGUGGCAGACUAGCACGGCAGAAGAGCGUGAGGAGAUUAAGCACUUCUGGCGGGGUUUAUCAUCAGAUGGCCGACGAAGACUGGUCAGAACGGAAAAGGAUGCUGUCUUGAAGAGGAUGAAGGACUAUCAGCGUCACGCAUGCAACUGCACAAUCUGCGGCAGAAAGCGUGUUACCAUUGAAAGCGAACUUGAAAUCCUGUACGAGGCUUACGAAAAAGAGCUUGAGCUCUACGAGUCACGUCAUGGGCGAAACGGAAGCUUAGUGAAUGUUGAAACUCGCGAGGCGGUCAAUCCAGGACCGUUUCCCGGAAGCGUUGAAAUCGAUUCUGCUGGUAACGUCUUACAUCCGGAUUAUCUAGCGCCACUGUCUUAUCACGACGCGCGUACGAACGAUCGUACCGUCGGAGACAGUGAUGAAGACUACGAUGAUGACGACGACGAAUAUGAUGAGGAGGAUGAGGAUGAACUGGAGGAGGAAGACGAUCUCAGAUCGAAUGAAGCAGAACCGGCGGAGGACGAUUUCGAUGGUUAUGAUCAUCAGACAAGCAGGAACGUCCAUAAGUCCCCGGCAGGAAGUCGCGGGAAGAUGUUGGAUUCGCACCCAACCCAGCAGAAUCAUGUUACAGAAGCCGAAGCGCACGACUUCGUCUCAUUCCAGGGAGAACUAUCGAGUAUCAAGGGUGUUCUCACAGUUGCCGAUGACCUUCUCAGAAAUGAUGGGCAGCGGUUCCUUGAAAUGAUGGAGCAUUUAGCCGAGAGACGAUUCGCUCGUGCAGGUGUCGCUCCCAUCGCUCCAGCCGAUACGACAGCUCUAACACACGGCGCAGAUGACCAAGACAGCGGGGAUGAUUUAGUGGACCGAACAACAGAGACUCAUAAGCUCGAGGAAGGCCGACGGAUGUUCCAGAUUUUUGCAGCGAGAUCUUUCGAACAGAGAGUUUUGCAAGCAUACCGCGAACAACUUGCUCAGCAGAAGCAGCUGCAAUUCCUUAAGGAAUUAGAAGACGAGGAGACUGCAGCAGAGGCUAGAGAAGCGCGUAAAGCGAAAGAGGCUCAGAAGAAAAAGGACAAGCGGCGGCAACAAAAGCAGGCUAAGGACGACGAAAAGGCCAAAAGGGAUGCUCUGCUGGCAGAGGAAGCCGAGAUGGCUCGCGUCAAGCAGGCUACUGCAGAGAAAGAAGCGAAUAGACGGCGAGAAGAUGAGCGCGUGCGUAGGGAAGCGGAAAAGCGAGCUAAAUUGGAGGAUCAAUUGCGCAAGGAAGAGGAACGUCGUAAAAGGCAAGAGCGAGAGAAGGAGGCGGAGAAGGCAAAGAAGCAAAGGGAAAGGGAUGAACGGUCAAAGUCGAAUCGGUCGAUUGCUGGGGAGGUCGUCUCUAUGAAUGGUGAGAACCAGCGGCUUUCGAAUAACGGCGGCUUGGUCACCUCCAGGAAGCAGUCGACCCCCCAGGCAUUGCCGGUACCGACCUCUGAUACCGGUAGAUUGCUCGAACGAGGUCGGUCAUCAAAACCAGCAAAUGAAGACAUACCUCAGCCCAAAUCCGACGCAAGCUAUCGCCCAUCAUCGCGCCCCUCGGCAGGCGAAGCACAACAUGAGCACAGUGCGACUGCCUCCGCUUCACAAACCAGACAUGCUGCCGAUGAGGAAUCGCGUUACAUGGCUGAAGACGUUGCGAGUUCAGGCAUAGCCAACACUCGCCUUGCAGUCACUACCAGGCCGAACGAGUUAGCUGUUGACACAAGUCCCGCAGUUUACGAUACCCAACAAUGGGAUGCACCACUCGCUGCAAAGGCCGUUGCGUCUCCGACUCAAGAAGGGUCGACCAUCGCUACAAUUCCAUCCACCGCGACCGUCACGCCGUCUAUGCCAAUCGAAGGCAGCGCCCUGUCAGGGGUUGUGGGCACCGCUGUCCCGUCUACAGCCUACUCGCUUGGGGCCACUGGCACGAAUACUCGUGGCGGCGCAUACGUCGCCGGCGUGACGGCCCAUGGGCAGAUGGCAGAGAACGCGUAUCCAGUCAUGAUCUCGCCGGGCAUUCCUGCUCCGAUACGCCAAGGAGUUCAUCAUAGCGGGACGAUGCUUGCCGCUCCAGUGGAUGCCCUUCCGGUGACUCGACUCCAGGACCCGAUUGGGCCAAUUCAACCUAUCGGGCGACCUCGACCUUGUGGGCCCCCUUUUCCACUCGAACAGCCGGCUGACCACGUUGGGAAGCCCUUCUCGACUCGCAAAGCGAGCGUCAGCCAUGAUCAGGUUCUAGGCUCAGCUGCCCUAUCAUCCGGAGACGAUGAAGUGAUCAUUCCUGCGCCGAGACGAGUUUCACAUGGGCACAACGCAUUGGGCUCAAAGUGGAAUGCUGGUUCGCAGUUAAGCAGUCCUCAUUGGGGAGCGGCCUUUGCGGCAGCACCUGCUCCAAUCUGGGGACGCUCUGAGCUUUCACCUGGCGCUGUACACACUUGGCCUGCAGCUGGUAACUCGGGCACGUAUAUCGGUCAUCGAUAUGACGGCCCCAUAGGUCUUGCAGAAUCGUUUCCCGCUCGUGCUCAACAACAGCAGCAGGGGACGUCCAGGCCAGCGCCGACACAGUUCAUCGACAUCACUCGGCGAGGCAACAGAGAUGAGCGAUGA